This is a messenger RNA of Bemisia tabaci, 1976 nucleotides long. It is a transcript of the gene HisRS, whose product is annotated as histidine--tRNA ligase. The record is from RefSeq and is a predicted model, not a curated record. Gene Ontology annotation, molecular function: histidine-tRNA ligase activity; ATP binding; RNA binding. Gene Ontology annotation, biological process: mitochondrial translation; histidyl-tRNA aminoacylation. Gene Ontology annotation, cellular component: cytosol; cytoplasm; mitochondrion. Lineage: Eukaryota; Metazoa; Arthropoda; Insecta; Hemiptera; Aleyrodidae.
UCUGUUGCUUAGACUUGCAGCGCGUUUUCUUGAUUUGCUCCUCGUAUGUGAAUUUCUUGAACCCUCCGACCUGGGACCUUGAGACAAGUCCUUCUCUCAACUUGAUACCUGUGUGUCAACUUGAAUUAUUUCUGAACUCUUUCGGUAUCACAAGUCCAUGAUGAGGUCUCAGAAAUCAUACCUGCCUAAGUCUCAAGGGUUGUGUGCCUUUUGUCACCCUGCUUUAUCAGUUUAUUUUAGCUAAAGCAAUUCAAUUGCCUGUAAUUUACUGUCAGUUUUUAAUACCAAAGUAGAGCAUCGAAUGUUUCCCCUCGAAUAUUCCGAGUAAACUGCCUUGAUUUUCGCAACAGAUACAUCAUGAUUUUAAGAAAGUUGUCCUCGUACCUGAGUCUGAGAUGUGAUCUCCGCCGCACUCUAUCUUCCAAAACUGAACCGCAGAUUGCCGAAGAAAUUGCCAAAUUACUGGCCCUGAAAGCCAAGGUAACUUCUGAGGAUGGAACCAGCAGUUCCAAAUGCAAACUUAUCCUUAAAACUCCUAAAGGUACCCGAGAUUAUGGUCCUGAGCAUAUGGCUUUAAGGAACAAUGUUCUCUCAAAAAUUGUUGAUGUAUUCAAACUCCAUGGUGCUGAAACAAUUGACACUCCUGUUUUUGAAUUAAGGGAUGUGCUCUUGGGGAAAUAUGGUGAAGACUCAAAAUUAAUAUACGAUCUAGCUGAUCAAGGAGGAGAGAUUUUAUCCCUUCGAUAUGACUUAACUGUUCCUUUUGCCAGAUAUCUGGCAAUGAAUAAGAUAUCCAAUAUUAAACGUUACCAAAUAGCCAAAGUAUACAGGAGAGAUAACCCAACCAUGACUAAAGGCCGGUAUAGGGAAUUCUAUCAAUGUGAUUUUGAUAUUGCUGGACGGUAUGAUCCAAUGGUACCUGAGGCUGAAUGUGUGAGGAUAGCGUGUGAAGUUCUCUCUCGGUUUGACCUAGGCUCUUUCAAACUUAAAAUUAAUCACCGGCAACUUUUAGAUGGGCUGUUUGAAGCUUGUGGUGUCUCCAGUGACCAAUUUAGGACUAUCUGUUCGUCAGUAGAUAAGCUUGACAAGUUUCCAUGGGAAGAAGUUAAAGCUGAAAUGGUGAACGAGAAAUAUUUGUCCCCUGAAAUUGCAGAUAAAAUUGGCGUGUAUGUUCAACAAAGGGGGCACAAAGAACUUGUCGAUAAAUUACUUGCUGAUGAAAAUCUCAGCAAAUAUCAGUCUGCAAAAGAUGGUCUUGACGGAAUCAAGCUGUUACUUGAAUAUUGUGAAUACUACAAUGUUGCUGAUAAAGUGUCUUUUGACCUGAGCCUUGCCAGAGGAUUAGAUUACUAUACUGGUAUUAUUUAUGAGGCUGUAUUGUGUGGUGGAGAAGCUGAUGGAGUCGGUAGUAUCGCUGGUGGUGGCAGAUAUGACAAUUUGGUUGGAAUGUUUGAUGCUAAAAACAAAAGUGUUCCAUGUGUAGGUAUUUCCUUUGGUGUGGAGAGAAUUUUUUCGAUUCUUGAGGCCAAAAAUACUGCCGAAAAAACAAAACCUCGGACCACGGAAGUAGAAGUGUAUGUUGCCUCUGCUCAGAAGAAUCUUAUUACUGAAAGAAUGAAAAUCAUCAAUGAGCUAUGGCAGAAUGAUUUCAAAGCAGAGCAUUCUUACAAAAUGAAUCCAAAGAUUCUCAUUCAGUUACAACACUGCGAAGAGACCAGUAUUCCAUGGGCCGUAAUAAUUGGGGAAGAUGAGCUUAAAAGAGGAGUUGUCACUUUACGUCAUGUUCCUAGCAGACAAGAAGAAGAAGUGAAGCGUGAGUCGUUAGUAGAUGAGCUCAAGAAUAAGUUAAGAAAAUAAUUUUUAAGAAACCGUACUCUGUCCAAUCGUCCAUGCAUGCACAGGUACUUAAAUUCACAUCCUUAUUUUUCUAUUUCCUCUGAUAAAGAAAUACUUUUACGGAGGUUUGAAAUGAAAAA